AUGAAGGAUGUUGCCGAGCGGGCACCCCUGUACACCUUUGCGGAUCGGGGAGCCGCCGAGCGCGUGCUGAGCGCGCUGCGGGCAGCGCACAAGUGGCCGCUGCCGCUGCAGCAGCCGCAGCAGGUGCAGCAGGUGCAGCAGCAGCAACAGGUGCAGCAUCAGCAGGUGAAGGUGCAGCUGCAGCUGCGGUACAUGCAAAACCAGGAGCAGCAGACACAAAAGCAGCAGCAGCAGCAGCAGCAGCAGCAGCAGCAGCAGCAGCAGCAGCAGCAGCAGCAGCAGCAGCAGCAGCAGCAAAUGCAGCCGCCGCGUCCCCUGGCGCCCACGGUGUCGCCAGCGCUGGCGCGCGUCUCCACCUCAGGGGGCAAGGACGAGGCCGCAGCUGACAAGCCAAGCACGCCCUCCUCAGAGACGGACACCGCCGACGUCGCGCCUGCCCUGCUGCUGCGCCGCCCCGCGGCCUCUGCUCCCGGCGGCCCCGCCGCCGAGUCGGCCGCGGAUGAGUCCCGGCGCGUCAAGGCGGAGCUGACGAGGCGGCUGGUCGCGCUGGCGCGCGAGAAGCAGCACGGCGGGGGCGCGGUGUCAUCCAAGCUGGAGACCCUGGUGGCACAGGGCAACCCCGUGGCGCGCACUGUCGCGCGGCUGCUGCAGAGCGCCCCGACCGGCACUCCGGCCUCAUCGUCAGGCACUCCCGUGCAGCAGUUCACACUUGUGCCGCCUGCGGGGGCACCUCCAGUGGCACCUGUGGUGGCGCCCACGCCCAGCGGGUUGGUUGGCGUUGGCAGGGGCUCAAGCUGUGGCGCGGAGAGUGGCUCGGCCUCUCAACGCCAGGCACCAGACGGGGAUGAGCUCGCAGCCGUGCCCAUUCAAGAGCGGCAGAAGCAGCUGCAGCAGCCGCAAGCCGAUCAGCGGGCAUACCAGGGGCAGCAGGCGCAGCAGCACGUGUGCCUGGGUGUAAAGCUGCCCGGAACUCGCUGCGGCGACUUGGACGUGCUGCACCGCACGCGCAAGCGCGCGGCCGGAAAGCGCAGGCGGCCGGACCAGGCUCGGCUGGAGCGUGCGCUUAGGGAGGCGGGCAUCUUUGGCCUUGCUGCCGCCGCGCGGCAAGAGCAGGCCCGGCGCGAGGAGGCGGCGGCCGUCGAGAUCGAGGCGCUGCGUGCGGCGCUGGCGCAGCGGUUCGCGGCAGCGGGCGGCGGCGCGCUGCCCGCAGACUUUAUCGCCGCCCUCGCGCGCGCGGCGACCGCGGCGGCCGACGCGCGGCGCCGCAAACGCGAGGAGCACCCGGCGGCGAGGGCUGCGGCGCGGCGGCAGCGGCGCGAGGGGGGCGCCAAGCGCGGUGCCAGCGACAGCGGCAGCGAGGGCCACGCGGACGCGCCGCCCAAGAGCCGCCGGAAGUGCACCCAUCCGACGCGCAACCUGUGA
Messenger RNA from Monoraphidium neglectum, 1422 nucleotides. RefSeq lists its product as hypothetical. Bases 1 to 1422 code for a protein of 473 amino acids. NCBI's taxonomy places the organism in Eukaryota, Viridiplantae, Chlorophyta, Chlorophyceae, Sphaeropleales, Selenastraceae. The record is from RefSeq and is a predicted model, not a curated record. The transcript is spliced from 3 exons.